AUGAAGCCACAGAAGAAGGCUGUUGUUGCCAGAAAGGCAACUAAAAUGCCAACAGUCGCCAAGAAACGUCGCACAUUUAUAGAGAAGACUAUGCCCGAUGUGAGGAAGGAGAAGAAAUUAAAGAAAAAUGACAAAAUGGGAGAUUCGAAGAAGAAGGUGGACAACGAUAAGAAGAAAUUGGACAAAGUGGAAGACAGAAAAAAAUUUGAUGACAAAAAGAAGGCGGAGGAAAAACGAAAAGAAAGAUCUGAUAAACUAGAUGAAAAGAAGAAACAAUUAAGCAAAGAUAACGAAAAGAAAUCUGACAAAAUUGAUGAAAAGAAGACCGAAAAAGGAGACGAUAAAACAAACGAAGAGAUAAAUCAAGAGAAUAUGGAUAAGAAGAAAUUACUAAAAUGCGAAGAAAAGACGAAAUUGGAGAAGCAAUUUGUUGAUAACAAAAAGAAGAUCGAAAAAGCGGAGGAAAAAAAGAAGAACAUAAAGUUUGAUGAUGCAGAUAUGGAAGAUAAUAUAAAAUCUUUAAAUACAUUGGAAAAUAAGGAUGCAUUUGAAGAUAAAAUUGAUACUCUCUCUUCACUUACUAAAAAACGAAGCAAAGAUGAAAAGAAGAAAGAUGUCAAGCCGAUUAAAUCUGAUGUCAAGACAAUAUCAAAAAGUUCUACCGUGAAAGAUAAAAAAUCUGAACGAAAGAAAAUUUCCGAAAAGGAUGCAGCAAGCAAUAAAAUUUCUCCUGCGAAAACAAAGAAAGAUUCGAAAACGAAAGGCCAGAAGAAAAAUAUUACAAGAAAAACAGUUUUGACAAAGAAGCCUCAUUUAUCGGUAGUUAAAAGAUUGGUGGAUAAAAAAAUCAAAUAG
Nylanderia fulva is the source of this 855-nucleotide messenger RNA. The record is from RefSeq and is a predicted model, not a curated record. Lineage: Eukaryota; Metazoa; Arthropoda; Insecta; Hymenoptera; Formicidae.